GCGGUCAUGAAUCUGGAGGAGGCGACGAAAUAACGAGCUCUAAGCAGCUCUCCUCAAUCUGGUUCCUGAAAUCAGGCGUCUAAUUACUUGAGAAGAUUGAUCCGUCAUCGCCAUGGGGAGACCUCGAUUGGAUGCAAUUCUCUCUGUCUUUGUCACGGUCCAUCCCCAUGAGCUCCACGCUUUGCUGCACUCUGCUUCCUGUUUCUUCUUCAUAUUGAGCGCUUACUUUGUGGUGCUACCCUUGCGGGACGAAGGCGCCAUUUCGCUCGGAUUGUCGAACCUCCCGUCCUUGUUCAUCGGAUCAUUGGCUCUUACGUUGAUCGCAGCUCCUUUGUCCACGCUCAUCUUCUCACUCCCUAAUUUCUCCAAAACCAAGGCGUUGGUUGUGAUACACAGGUUUUUUAGUGUGUCCCUUGUCGUCUUCUUCUUUCUUUGGCAUUCGUCCUCCGUUGGAGUUGACGUUGUUUCACCAUUGGGAGUCAAGGCUGAAGCUGAUUUGCCCACUGGGUUGGAGGACAGCGCAAAUCCUGGAGGCUGGACUAAGCAUGGCUGGUAUUAUGUUUCCGUGAGAAUUGGAUUAUUUCUUUGGGUUGCUCUACUCAAUCUUAUCACCAUCUCUUCAACCUGGGCCAGGAUAAUUGAUGUGAUGGACAGUGAGUCAGGUUCAAGAUUGUUUGGGUUCAUUGGUGCUGGUGCCACCCUAGGCCAGCUUUUCGGGUCGCUAUUUGCCUCUGGAAUGGCUUGGUUAGGCUCAUUUUUACUUCUAUUUGCUGCGUUCUUGAUGGAGCUUGCUGCGCAGUCAUCAAAAGGGAUUGGCAAAGAUGCUUCCCAUUCACCUGAAGAGUUAUCUCCCUUGAGAACGAGUGAUCCUAACCAACAAAGUGAGAAUGGUACAGAGGCAUCACCAACAUCUAGAGUGGCUACUCCAAAGUCACCUCAGUCCAAGAUGAAGCCUCAGAUUUCAGCGAUCUUAGAUGGGCUCUGGCUUAUAUUAUCAUCAACUUAUUUGCAAUACGUAUCUUUGUUCUUAUGGCUGAGUGCAGUUGUCUCGUCUUUUUUCUAUUUUCAGAAAGUGACAGUAAUUGCCUUGACCAUAACAACUUCUAUUGGCAGAAGGCGAAUGUUUGCGCAGAUAAAUAGUUUCAUUGCUGUCUUUAUACUUGCUGGACAACUUACUUUAACGGUGAGUAGCGGGACGUAUACUGACUCUGGCUGGGGUCACUAUAGCUAUAUGCUCGGCUCCUGUUGUCGCCUUCUCCAAUUUGAUUGCUGUUGCUGUUUGGCCGAGUUGGAUGGUGGUUGCCAUUUGUGAGACCUUACGGAAGGUGGUUUCCUAUGUAGUGACUAGGCCAGGAAGAGAGCUCCUCUUCACUGUUGUCUCUCAGGAUGAGAAAUACAAAGCUAAGGUCUGUGAAUGUGACCUCUCUGGUCUGCAUAGAUGUAAUUGUCCAGCGACUUGGGGAUGCUACAGCAGCAGGAAUGUAUCAGUUACUAUUCAGCUUUCUUCAUGGGAAGACAUCAACUGUCUCUUUGUAUGCCUUACCUGUCUGUUUACUGUGGAUAAUCACUGCAUUUCAUUUGGGAAGGCGUCAAGCCCAACUGGCAAAGCUUCAAAUUGGUCAAGCUAGCUGAAGAAACCUACGGAACAUGAUACUCUGUAAUGCACUUCAGCAUGCAACCAUUGGAAUUGUUGAAGAUCAAUCCCAACAGAGAUAAUUCCACUCCCUCAGGAAAACAUGGUUAGCACCUGAAAACUGAGUAUGAAUUUUGAGGGUGUUCUGCACAACUGACGUCACCUGCCCUGUUUUCUGCGACAUGUUAACAAAACUGCAGCUUUUUUUUUCAUUCAAGAGCAUAUAUAUGUAUACACUAAUUCUAAUGACGACGAAGAGGGUAGAGACAGCCGUGAUUGAAUUGAACGUUCGGUAGAUGGAUUAUUAUGUGUGGGCCUGAGGGAUUUGGCUGUAAUUUUGGUCAUGUUCUCAGCUAGAAGAGUAGUGUGUUCGCUGUAACUAUACAAUUUCCAGUACGAAUGGGAUCUAAGAAAGUUCCUUUUGGACCAUGGAAGUUCUGAUACAUCCAGUAGAAGAGAAGGCAUAGCAUCAUCGCCUAAUGAUUCAGGGAAAACCAU
Linum tenue is the source of this 2131-nucleotide messenger RNA. Lineage: Eukaryota; Viridiplantae; Streptophyta; Magnoliopsida; Malpighiales; Linaceae. The record is from the annotation of a GenBank genome assembly.